This is a messenger RNA of Erigeron canadensis, 927 nucleotides long. RefSeq lists its product as uncharacterized. The record is from RefSeq and is a predicted model, not a curated record. Bases 1 to 927 code for a protein of 308 amino acids. Lineage: Eukaryota; Viridiplantae; Streptophyta; Magnoliopsida; Asterales; Asteraceae. The transcript is spliced from 2 exons.
AUGAACAACCAAUUUCAUUCAAGUUUAUCAACGUACACGAGACCCGAUUUGUUUCCUACUAGGGACGAUGAUGAAGAGCUUUUUGGUAUCAUGGUCGAAUGUGUUGAUUUGCUUGAACAAGGUGAAUCAUCAAGACCAUACAUACCCCGUAGCGUCGUCGAAAGAGAUCGAUAUGGUGCUGACGAGCGCCUAAUGACAGCUUACUUUAACGAAAACCCAAAGUAUUCGUUGAAGAGCUUUAGGCGACGAUUCAGUAUGUCUAGACCUAUGUUCUUGCGCAUCGUGAACGACAUAAUAUCAUACCUAUCUCGCAAUCCAGGUCCUGUGCCUUUGCAUUUUAAAAGAAUGCAAGACAGGCAACUUGAUGCCCGAGGAAAGCCUGGUUUCAACACCAUCCAAAAGUGUGUAUGCGCCAUACGUCAAUUGACGUAUGGCUACAAUCCCGACUCGCUUGACGAGUAUCUACAGAUGGGUGAAGAAACAUCAAGGUGUUAUCUAGACUAUUAUUGCAUGCUUGGAAGCAUUGAUUGCAUGCACUGGCCUUGGAAGAACUGCCCCAAGGCAUGGCAAGGUCAGUUUAUGCGUGGUGAUCACGGUCAUCCAACCAUCAUGCUUGAAGCAGUAGCUUCAUACGAUAGGUGGAUCUGGCAUGCUUUUUUCGGCACAGCUAGUUCGAACAAUGAUAUAAAUGUUCUGAACCAGUCGCCUUUAUUUAGGGAAAUCAUUGAAGAUCGUGCACCUGAUAGCUCGUUCACUGUUAAUGGCACCCACUACAAAAAGGGUUAUUAUCUUGCAGACGACAUUUAUCCCGAAUGGUCGACUUUUGUAAAGGCGUAUUCAUGCCCUCAAGAUGAGAAGCGAAAGAAAUUUAAAAAGUUUCAAGAAAGUGCCCGAAAGGAUGUCGAGCGUGCCUUUGGAGGGCUUUAA